Odontomachus brunneus is the source of this 1797-nucleotide messenger RNA. RefSeq names its product cell division cycle-associated protein 7-like. The record is from RefSeq and is a predicted model, not a curated record. Gene Ontology annotation, cellular component: nucleus. The transcript has 3 exons. The coding region runs from base 150 to 1049 and encodes 299 amino acids. NCBI's taxonomy places the organism in Eukaryota, Metazoa, Arthropoda, Insecta, Hymenoptera, Formicidae. Gene Ontology annotation, biological process: regulation of DNA-templated transcription.
CAAAUUCUCAAACCUUUCAUCACUGAUCCCCUGUGAGAAUAAACAGGUUUAAAUUUCAACCAACUGUUAAAAACGACUACCUGUUACUGGCGUCACUUUUAAACGAGUUUCUCUUAUUUAAUAUAGUUAAUGUUUUGUUCAUUAAAACUAUGGGUGAAAAUGAUUACGGAAUUCUUCGGCAGAAAAACAUAUCCGAAAGAACAGCUUUUUUUGCAGAUUUUUUCAAAGAUUUAAAGGAAGAAACAGACAAAAUUAAGAAGGUACAAAAGAAACAAUGGAGUGGAAGUGAUUCUGAGAACCAACAGCCCAAAAAACGACGUCGAAAGAUUACAGGGGACUCUGAAAAUUUCCAACGUACAAAUAUACAAUUUCGUCGAACAUACAAUACUAGAAGUAAGGAUAAAGCAUCUAACAUCAAUAGAUUCAGUGAUUCUGAUAAUGAGACUGAGGAAAACGAAUCUCCAAAGUAUAAAUCUGGACUGAAGGUUUUAUUUCCUUGGGCAAAACCAUUUCAACGCUCUAUUGAUUUAAUGAAAGUAGUAUGUGAUGUAGAUGAAGAAGACAAUGAGGAAUAUAGCAAUGAUUAUUUCGACGACAACUCACAAAAGAGAAUUGGACGCAGAAUUCAUAAAUCAGAAUACGAUCCUGAUAAUGUACCAUCUGUGGAUGAGAUUACAGAAAGUAUGUUAAAAAAUGUAGCAAAAAGAAGUUCCAAGAAAAUAUAUUGUAAAGUUAGUGGUACAUCUUGCCACCAAUGUAGACAGAAAACUCUAGAUACAAAAACAGUUUGCCGAUCAGGAGAAUGCAUAGGUGUUAGAGGACAGUUUUGUGGACCGUGCUUAAGAGGAAGAUAUGGUGAAAGUGCUGUAGAAGCACUAAAAGAUCCGGAUUGGGCUUGUCCACCAUGUAGAGGUUUAUGCAACUGUAGUAUAUGUCGAAAUAGAAAUGGGCUUCGUCCUACAGGAUGUUUAGCCCCAAUGGUGCAGAAUGAAGGAUAUGCAUCUGUUAAAGAUUACCUACAAGCAGCAGAGUUACAAGAUAUAGAGUAAUUUAAUAUUAUUGUAUUAUUCUAAUUUAUUAUAUAAAUAUAAACACAUCAAUCAUUACAGUAUUACGAGAAAUAUAAUCGCGAAUAAAUAAUAGUUUUAAUUUUAAAUUUAAGGCUCCUUGGGAGUCGCAUUAUCCAUUUCUUUUUAAUGACGUCAGAAGCGAGAAAACACUAUAAAUUCUUGCAAAAUACAUCGAGAUAAACAGAUAUAUUCACAAAACGACAUUUGCGAUCGAUUAAAUACACCUCUAAAAUACUUUGUACAUUUUCCUUUUAUUCUAAAAAUUAAUAGAUAAUCGAAAAAUUAAUAUAACAAGAUAAUGAGGAAAUUAGGUUAAAAAAGACGAUUGCACGUCACAUUUAUUUUAUAAUUAUCUGUGAUUGUUAGAACUAAAGUGUACGAAGUAUUUUAGAAGUGUACUUAAUCGAUCGCAAAUGUCGUUUUGUGGAUAUAUCUGUUUAUCUCGACGUGCUUUGCAGGAAUUUUUAGCAUGCGUUUUCUCGUUUCUGACGUCAUUAAAAAGAAAUGGAUGAUGCGACUCCCCAGGAGCCUUAAGACAAUUUGAAAUAUAAGAUUGUUCUAUAAACACCAACUUAAUUGAUAGCAAUUAUUUAAGAAAUUAAUCUUGUUUCAUAUUUUCGCUUUCUUUCGUAGUACUUUUUAUGAAUAUAUCAAAAUGUACAUCGGACAGUCGGAGAUAUAAUAAUGUUAUUAACGCAGAAAAUUCAUUAUAUUCUUAUAUUAUCUA